Messenger RNA from Nematostella vectensis (starlet sea anemone), 3418 nucleotides. RefSeq lists its product as uncharacterized. The transcript has a single exon. NCBI's taxonomy places the organism in Eukaryota, Metazoa, Cnidaria, Anthozoa, Actiniaria, Edwardsiidae. Bases 1258 to 2157 code for a protein of 299 amino acids. The record is from RefSeq and is a predicted model, not a curated record.
GCAAGUUUUCAUUGGCUCCUAGCCACCAGCCAAUUAAAAAAGGUAUUUUAUUAUUAGUCCUAGGCCUUCGCGGUUUAGCAAAGAACGCCUAGUCGUUUUAUUUGUUUUCGAAAUUCAGUUCGAAAUAUUGCACUCUUACGAAAAACAAAUAACACUUUUUUUACGAGAAAUAGAGGUAAGAACCUUAAAAGAACACAUCAGCUGUGCACUAAAAUGUUUUGUCUUUCAAAAUUUAGCCAAAUUACGCGGGAUUACGCGGAAAUUUGUGGAUCACGCGGAAAAAGCCAAAUUAUGCGCUUACCCACAAGCGCGUAAUUCCAGAAGCCCUGUAUAAUAAAGAUACCUAUGAAUAAGCACCUCCCCUGGAUAAUCGCCUGGCCUAAAUGUGUUGCAUUUAUAUGAAAAGGGGAACUGGACGUUGGAAGUAAAGCAACGAAAACAGAGAGUUAAAAUGGAAACUCUUUUAACGUUGUAAUGGAGAUUUGCUCCUUCGCCCUAACAGGCGCCUGGCCUUGGACACAAAUCCAGACUUAAAGGAAGGUUUUAUUAAAUUAGAAUAUUGCAAAAGAAACAAAACGAAACACAUACGCAACAAAAUGCUUAUCUUUUUUACUGAAGUCUCUUUUUCACUUUGAUUUCCUUAUAGGUGGACUCAAAAGUUACGAAUAAAAGUAAUGCAUUAAUUUAUGUGGCCUUUUUUCAUUUGUUUAUUUUUUGUAUAGUCCCUUCCCUAUUGCGUAUUGCUAACACUAGAAUAAAAAUUGAAACGAUAUUUUUACAAUAAGUAGAUUCGUUACUUUCAGAACCAAGUAAAACCAUGCAAAUAUCAUUAGAAUUACUUAUCCGUUCUUGUUUUGUUUGCAUAACUGUCGGGAUUAUCUUAAACCUUUCUGAAAAUUAGGAGAAUGAAAUUAGCUAAAUUACUUAUUCUCGAUACACACUUUAUUUGCGGAUUAGAAAUUAGCGUUUGAAAGGAGUUAUUUGUUUAGCCUGCCGAAUUGUAAUAUUGCGUCCACGUCACCUACUUAGCUCCCACUAGCCGUUAAUAAUAGAUGAAGUGCUGUGUUUCGAGUUAAAAAGAAAGUUUACUUAAGUGCUUCACUAACAACAAAACGACUUCAGUCGGUCGAUUUCGGUUGUCAAGUCAAAUUGGCGGUGUUGCCAUUCACUGUCACAAUUAAGGGAAGUGAUUGACUGCGGGCAAAAGAUGAAUAUUCUUUCAAAAAGAUUAACAGUAUACAAGUAAAAACAAUUGAGAUGAAAGAACAAGAUAUUUUUCAGUGGUUGGCAAAGCCCGACGAGUUUAGAAGAUCAAAAGUGAAAAAGCAACGGGAAGAUUUUAAAAAACUUUUAGAUCUUCACAAGCGAUUUGAGGAUCAUGCAACUAGAAUUAUUCGACAUGGUGUUGUGGAAAUCAGAGAAACGGAAAGCGGGGCACCAGCGUCUCAAGUCCCGGCUUCAACAAUUGAUCUUCUUCCAAGGAAGAAAUUCCUUAACGAUCGAGAAUACAUGAAGGAGUUAUUUUACAGAAAUGACGUUGUUGUGACAGGGCCAGAGAGUGUCAAUACUAACCCAAGAAAAGCAAACUUUCUAAGGCUACCAGUCUUAGACGGAAUCUCAUCUGAAAACAAAGCUAUUUUCUAUACAGCGUUACCGCGAAUUCCCUCGCUGAAAGUGUCCACAGUAAACGCUAGAAAGCCAAAGGAUGUUUUAAAUCGUAGAAAGAAAGUACAAAAGGACACGCAUUGGGAGGAAAAAUCGAAAAAGCUUAUUCGCGAUACUAAAAAGUGUUUGAAAGUGAUGCCAUUACUUAGCAACGGCGAGCACCCCAACAGCAUUUUUACAUCUGUUGAUGGCGGGAAUCACAUAAUCGGGUUCCCGGUGCUACCUGGGAUUGCGCCUGAAUCGAGUCAAAGCGACAUCAGAGGAGUCACUGACAUUCAAGUGUGGGUUAUCCCCUACGGCGGUCACGUGACAUUGCAGGAGAUAGGACUGAAGGGCAAAGCAGUGAAAGCCAAGGAUAAAGCUGGUUCUCGAGAUAAGCGCAAGCGUAAGACUGAUGUAGCACCGAAAUACAAGAAAAACGUGCAUUUUAGUGAGUUCUUACAUGAAGUACAUCUGUAUUCACCGGCCCCAACUAGGAGCCGUCGUAAAUAGAGUUCCUUUGAUACAGUUCAGUUUAUUAUUUUUAUGUUAGUGUAUUUUACUUACAUAAACUCUUUCUAAAAGAAUGUCCAGCCUAAUAUUUCACCAAAUAAAACGUAAAUACUCAAUUCAACCUUACUUUGAGCGUUCAUUUUUAUUCGUGGCACUGACUGUUAUUUUUUUACCUAUUGGCAUAUUAAGGAUGUUGGCUUCUUUCGGUUCCUUUUGAAAAGUUUAAAGAUGAUGGAUCGACAGAUGGAAUCUUGUGUCACUUCCGUUAACGGCACCAGUUGUCAUUUACAACACAGGGCUACCGCAUCUAAUGAGGAAUUUCUCAUGGCUCUUUGCGCGGAUUCAGAAUUUUUUCCAUAAUACUUAGCGAGUUUUGAACUGCGAUGCGCAAUAGGGCUACAUAUAGGGCAUAUCGUCGUUUGACAAAUUGUUGUCGUCAACCGGCUUUGUGACUACGCGACAAGCCCGCAUGUAAGCAAGGGUAAAGACCACCAAAGCGCCUAGCUGCACAUAUUAGCCACUGCUACCGCGUCUAAUUCUAAGGUUAUGCAGUGGCUUAUAUAUACAGCUAGUCGCUUCAGUGGUUUUUACCCAUGCUUAUGUGACCGGGUGGUAUUUUUGGUUAUUUUAGAUUUUGCAAAUAUUUUAAGUAAGCGAUUUUUGGAUUGCAAUUAUAAUUGUUUUACGUAUUUUACGGAUUGUUUCUCAAACGUGAUUCUAAUUCGAUCCGUACACGUUUAGGAAUUUACUUUCAACAUGUUUCAAAUUACUUUAGAUUAGUAUCAAUAGUUUGAUAGUGAUAAUUGACUUAAGUUUAGCGUCCUUUUACCAUUUCCCAGGAAGAUUAGUUUCUAAAUUUGACAGGACAAUGGACGCUGAGUAAUUUGAACAGUAGUAAAUGUUAGCGUCCCUAGAAAAAUGCGCGUCCCCAAGCGAGUUUAAAAGCAGCUGUUUUUACAGUAUUAGUUAGUUUUUUUAGUUUAGUACCGUUGAGCAAAGGAGACGCAUUGCUUGCGCGGCAUGAUGCGGGAGCGAGAUAUGCAGUUGCUCAGGGAAGACAGUCAGCAGAGAUAAGCUACAAGCUUAGAGCGCUGUCCGUACGGGCCUGUCAUGCCAGUUGUGUUCAGUUUGAUUUACCGGUUGUAAGUACUUUGUUUUUAAAACUAGCCUAUGGUUUAGGUUACCUAUUCUCGGGAUUUCACUAUGUUUGUUAUCACUUAAAAUGUAUUAUUUAAUUUGUUAAUAAAUCCUUAUAAGUCCA